AUGGUUUCAUGCAUCUUAAGACCGCUUCUCUUUAUACUGCUAUUUCUUCCACAAGCAUCCUCUAACGAAGGAUAUGGAAAAAAAAAAGAUGGUGACGUUAUAGUUGGUGGUCUACUCAACAUUCACAUUUCUGGCACUAGUGAUCAAUGUACUGAGAUUUCUACCACUGGGCUGGGAUACGCAGAGGCUACGAUCUUUGCUAUUGAGAAAAUUAACAAGAAUUCCACUAUUUUACCGAACGUGACUAUCGGCUACGAUUUAAGAGACUACUGUUUUAGCAAUGCUCGAGCCAUGAAAAUAGCCUAUGACUUCAUGUGUGAUGGCGAUUCAGUACAUAUGUCUAACCAAAACAUCAGCACCUCCCCCACAGGCUAUGUCACGGAAACCAAAACCAAGACCAUCUCAGCGUUAGUUGGCCCUUUCGAUUCCGCUAGCGCAGUGCUAGUAGGAAGUCUUCUUCAGGUUUCUGACAUUCCCGCCAUCAGCCCGAGUGCAACAAGCGAUGAAUUGAGUUCACAAAUGUACAAAAACGUUUUCAGAACCGUUCCACCAGACAACUGGCAGGCAAAGGUCAUGGCAGAUAUCAUAGAGCUCUUUAACUGGACUUACGUGGCGGCUGUCGGGUUAGAUGAUUCUUAUGGACAGAACGGUAUUUCGGCCUUGGAAAAAGAAUCAUACAACCGUAAAACAUUUUGCAUUGCUUUUUCUGAGUAUAUUCCACGGCUAGGUUAUUGGAAUAAAACCAAGCAAACUGUUCUCAAGAUUAAAAGGAGGUCUGAAGUGGCAGUGAUUAUACUUUGGCUUUCUGUUGGUUACGGAAGAACAUUUUUUGCAGAAGCAACUACGCAAAAUGUAGAAAAGACUUGGAUACUUUGCGACGCACUGUCCGGGCGGGGAACAUAUCUUAACUCUCACCUCACAAUACUAAACGGCUCCUUGGGAAUAAAGCCACAUGACUAUUCCGUUCUCGAAUUUGAAGAGCACCUUAAGACGAUCACCCCUGCAAAAAGCAUUGAAAGAGGCGCACACUGGUGGGAAGAGUUCUGGAGAUUACAUUUUAACUGUUCCGCCACAAACUCCAAACAGUUUGGGGUCGCACUUUGCGAAGCAAAUCUGACGGUAGACCAUGCGCCACAAAAGAUAGGCGGCCCCUUCGUUUCUUACAUAAUUGACGCUGUAUAUGCUAUUGCACAUGCCCUAGAUAACAUUUACCGCUGUUCUCUUAGUAUAAAUGGUGCUGGUUAUAUAGGAAAGUGUCCUCCAGUCAAGCCGACUGUCAAGGGACGUGAUCUGGAGAAAUAUCUCAAAAAUAUCAGUUUUGACGGGAUGACUGGUAAAGUGCGAUUUAACAAGUUUGGAGAUCCUUUAACUGCUUCAUACGACAUCAUAAACUUUCAGCUUGACUCAACCACCGGUAGGACUCUCAAACAUAUUCGGGUCGGAUCUUGGAACAAAAAUACCACGCCUAACCUCAGGGUAGAUUUGUCCAGGCUACGAUGGAGAACUCUCUACACCCCGUUAUCCUUUUGUUCAUCAGAAUGUUUGCCAGGUACCAGGAGGGAAUUCAACAGGCCAUGUUGCUGGGACUGCAUAAAGUGUCCAAAGGGAACUGUCAGUACUGAAAACGGAUCCACCAAUUGCACAAAAUGUGACUUGGAGACAAAAUCAAACGAAGAGCAAAACAAGUGUGAAAAAUUAGCGAUCAUUAACAUCACUCAUACAACCGCCUAUGGAAUCGCGAUAAUCUUGAUGGCUUUGAUCGGGUUUAUUCUCACGUUGUUAGUUUGCGGCAUCUACAUCAAGUUUUACAACAGCCCAAUCGUCAAGGCCUCUAACAGAGAGAUCUCUUUUUUGCUGCUCUUUGGCAUCUUAUCUCUCCACAUAUUAGCAGCCCUUGAACUUUCUGAACCCAGCCAUUCACUUUGCACCGCAGCAUCUUUCUGGCGUUAUUUUGCUCUCAAUCUUUGUAUCACGGUGCUCUUUCUGAAAACAAUGCGAAUAACAAGUGUUUUUGAGGUUGAUAAAGUGGCGCAGUUGUUUGCUCCCUGUUACAAAACCCUUACAAGGCAAAGUGUGUUCCUUUCUGUCAUGAAUUUAGCCUCCCUUUGUUUGUUGGUCCUCUGGAUUUUUUUGGACUCUCCGAGGCGUAAAAAGAUUAUUCGCUUUGAUGAGUACGUCUUCCUUGUGUGCAAACCUUUUGAAACAAACGCCGGCCUUGCACUCUUUAUCUCGGUGUGUGCUUACACGUUAAUUGUGGCUUUCUUAUGUACGUAUUACGCUUUCAAAGCACGAGGAAUUCCCGAUAACUUUAACGAGACAAGGUACAUCGGCUUCUCUAUGUACAUUCUACUGUUGUCAUCGCUGGCAUAUUACCCUGUGGCGUUUGCUUUUGAGAGCUGGUACGUGACAAUUGUAUCUUGUACUACGACGUUAGUAACUUCGUUCGGUUUGUUGGGAUGCAUGUUCGGACCCAGAAUCUACAUUCUCUUUUUCCAGUCCCAGCAAAACACCAUCGAAAGCAUCAGGUCGCAGGUUAUGGGUUUCUCCUUUAGUAAUGUAACUUCAACCAGAGCUUUGCCUGGACAAAUUAAUGAAGAAGUACCUAACGGUGAGCUGGAUACCGAAAAUUAA
This is a messenger RNA of Porites lobata, 2631 nucleotides long. Lineage: Eukaryota; Metazoa; Cnidaria; Anthozoa; Scleractinia; Poritidae. The record is from the annotation of a GenBank genome assembly.